UUAUUUUCCCACAAUUCCAUUUCACCGGAAACGGCAGGUUUGAUUACUCGUUGCUUUUACCACGGAUCCGGCGAACUUUCCGUGCGAGAAGCCAGUUGAUAUCGAUUUGGAUUGAGUGGGUGCUCUGCCCAAGAUGUCUUUCCCUCCUCAUCUCAACCGGCCACAAAUAGGCAUCCCAGCGAUGCCGCCAGGAAUCCCUCCACCACAGUUUGCUGGGUUUCCACCGUCGAUGCCUCCCGGAACCCCAAUGAUUCCUGUCCACAUGGGGAUUAUGACUCAAGCCCCUGCGGUUCUCGUGCCCACGGCGAUGUCUGUGGUUAGUAAAGUUGCUGUUCCCAGGAAGGAAAGCGCUGCUCAGGCAAAAGACAACCAUGACAGCAGCGGCCCCACGACCACCGUAUUUGUGGGCAACAUCUCUGAGAAAGCGUCUGACAUGCUCAUCAGACAGCUGCUGGCCAAAUGUGGUUUGGUAUUGAGCUGGAAACGAGUUCAAGGUGCCUCAGGGAAACUCCAAGCGUUUGGUUUCUGUGAGUACAAAGAGCCUGAAUCUACUCUACGAUCUCUACGGCUGCUGCAUGAGCUGCAGAUUGGAGAAAAGAAACUUCUGGUCAAAGUCGAUGCCAAAACCAAAGCACAACUGGAUGAGUGGAAAGCACAGAAGAAGAGCACCAGUGAAAAUGGAAAUGGCAAGGCAGAGGAUGGUGCUGGUGAAGAGGAGGUUCUGGCUGAAGAAACGAAGAAGCGGGACCAAAUUGUCAAAGGUGCCAUUGAUGGCCUGAUCCGGGAGUAUUCAAACGAGCUCAACGCUACAUCACAAGACGAUGAGUCGAGUCGCCGCAAAAAGAGGAGAGAAAAGAAGGACGAGGAUGACAUCAGUGCCAUGGAAAUGGAAGAUGAUAAAAGAGAUCUGAUUUCCAGAGAGAUCAACAAAUUCCGCGAUACACACAAGAAAUUGGAAGAGGAAAAGGGGAAGAGAGAGAAGGAGAGGCAGGAGCUGGAGCGGGAACGCAAGGAGAGAGACAAGGACCGCGAGAGGGAGCGCGAACGACGAGACCGCGAGCGGGAGAAGGACCGAGAGAGGGAGCGGGAGAGAGAGCGGGAGCGUGAGCGGGAGAGAGAGAGAGAUCGAGACCGCGAGCGCACGAAAGAGCGCGAGAGGGAGAGAGAGAGAAGCCGCGAUCGCAGCGAAGACCGCAGUCGAUCCAGAGAACAGAGUCGCGAUAGAGACCGAGAUAAGGAGAAGAAACGUGAUCGUGAGGAAGAUGAGGAAGAGGCGUAUGAACGGCGUAAACUGGAGAGGAAGCUGCGAGAGAAAGAGGCGGCAUAUCAGGAGCGUCUGAAGAACUGGGAGCUCAGAGAGAGGAAGAAAGCCAGAGACUACAGCAAGGAGAUGGAGAGAGAGGAGGAACGCCGGCGUGAGAUGGCUAAAGAAGGGAAGCGGCUGAAGGAGUUUCUGGAAGACUAUGACGAUGACAGAGACGACCCAAAAUACUACAGGGGCAGCGCUCUUCAGAAGCGUCUGCGGGACCGAGAGAAGGAGAUGGAGCUGGAUGAACGUGACAGGAAGCGGGAGAAGGAAGAGCUGGAGGAGAUCAGGCAGAGGCUGCUAGCAGAAGGACAUCCUGAUCCAGACGCUGAGCUGCGCAGGAUGGAGGAGGAGGCAGAGCGUCUGCGGCAGCCGCCCCUGAAGCCCGAGCCCGAGGAGGAGAGAGAGCACAAGCCCUCUCGAGAAGAGCUUGACAGAGGCAGGGAGAGAGACUGGCGCAAGGCUCACGCUCAUGCUCACGUUCACGUUCACACUCCCGUCCCCUCAGACGAUGAUGUAGAGGAAGGGGAGGAGCUAGAGGACGAAGAGGAGGUGAAACCCUGCCUCAAACCCACCAUGCGGCCCAUCAUGUCCGCCCCCUCUGUGUCUUCAGCGAGCGGAAACGCCACGCCCAACACGCCCAGAGAAGAGUCGCCCUGCGGCAUCAUCAUCCCUCACGAGAACUCGCCGCCGGAGAACCCGCUCCAGGAGGAGAACCGGCCCAAGAUCGGCCUUAGCCUCAAACUAGGUUCAAGCGGUAGCCCAGGACAGCCCAGCGUAGCCAAGCGGAAGAAGCUGGUGGUGGAGAGCGUCUUCAACCGCUUUGACGAUGACGAGGUGGACGAGGCACCUCGGAAGAGGAAGCUGGUGCCUUUAGACUACGAGGAUGAGGAGAAGGGAGUAGACAUGAGCAUGGCGGCCGGCGGCAAAGGAGUCAAUACAGAAGAGAAGCGCAAACACAUCAAGAGUCUGAUCGAGAAGAUUCCCACGGCUAAACCAGAGCUCUUCAACUACCCUCUCGACUGGUCCGUCGUCGACACGGCACUUAUGGAGAAGCGUAUUCGACCGUGGAUCAAUAAGAAGAUCGUAGAGUACAUUGGUGAAGAAGAAGCCACAUUAGUUGACUUUGUUUGCUCCAAGGUAAUGGCCCACAGCACACCUCAAGGCAUCUUGGACGACGUUGCGAUGGUGCUGGAUGAAGAGGCCGAGGUCUUCAUAGUUAAAAUGUGGAGGUUAUUGAUUUACGAAACUGAAGCCAAGAAGAUCGGCCUCGGGAAAUGAACAAGCAGCGAACGCCCAUGAACUUUGCUUUUUACUUCCCCUUUGGGCCGGACAGCUCAUCUAGAUUUCAAAACAACUUGGGAAACUCGACCAUUUGUGACCUUUGGAGUUAAUUCAUAUUGAGCCGCGUCCCAGACGCCUCCGUAAGAGCAGCAGCAGCAGCGACGAGUACCGAGAGGAAGAGGUUUGGUUUCUCAGGGCCUUCCUGUUGAAUCCGUCUUCAGCGUAGCUACGUCUCGGCCGCUUAGCGCUUCUUUCUGUGAGGAAGCCAUUGUAAAUUGUUACUGUAAUGAUUGCCAAUCUCGUCUGGGUUGUGAUUUUACCGUUUCUGUUCUUUUGGUCGCUCUCACCAACCGAACCAAAGAGUUUUCCCCAGUUGUUUCUCUAAAACUAAAGCAGUUGUGAUUGGACCCCGACACUGUUCAGAAGCUCUCGCUAAACUGAUUGACAUCAAAACGAUUGAUUGUCUUUGUUUUUGUACUUAUCAGUGGAUGUGUUUUGAAUAAAAGUGAAUCUUUUUUUU
Sinocyclocheilus anshuiensis is the source of this 3110-nucleotide messenger RNA. Its product is annotated as RNA-binding protein 25-like. Gene Ontology annotation, biological process: regulation of alternative mRNA splicing, via spliceosome. Gene Ontology annotation, cellular component: spliceosomal complex. Lineage: Eukaryota; Metazoa; Chordata; Actinopteri; Cypriniformes; Cyprinidae. Gene Ontology annotation, molecular function: mRNA binding. The record is from RefSeq and is a predicted model, not a curated record. The coding region runs from base 134 to 2587 and encodes 817 amino acids. The transcript is spliced from 18 exons.